This is a messenger RNA of Naumovozyma castellii, 2481 nucleotides long. RefSeq names its product DNA-binding transcription factor RAP1 (gene RAP1). Lineage: Eukaryota; Fungi; Ascomycota; Saccharomycetes; Saccharomycetales; Saccharomycetaceae. The transcript has a single exon. The record is from RefSeq and is a predicted model, not a curated record. The coding region runs from base 1 to 2481 and encodes 826 amino acids.
AUGUCAAGUCCUCAAAAUUUCGAAACUGCACAACAGUACAUGGAUUCUCUCUCUGAUAGUAAUAACAGUCACAUGGAGAAUCAACAACAACAGGACGCGUCCCCUAAUGCGAAUGGCAAUGGUGCAGUGACGACGGAAGAAACCAACGUCGAUCCAUCAAUCACAAAUGUAAAGAUGGAGGGAACAAAUAACGCUGAUGCUGAUAUUACAAUUGCCCUUCCUGCAACACAAGAUGUAAACAAUGACAGUAAUGGGACUGCAGCGGCUGAUAAGGAUGGAAAUUCUCCAAAUAAUGAAACGUCGACCUCCACUGGAGAAAAUCCACAAAAGGAUCAAAAUGCUACCCCUGUAGCCAUUAGUACUUUAUUUCAAGGUAUGAAUUUUUUCAUGAAUCGUAAUAAUGAUGCCCAUGAUUCAGCUCAUGAUGUCGAUCAAUUAGCUCGUCUUAUUAUGGCUCAUAGUGGGAACGUAUUAGCUUCUUUACCAGAGGAUACAACUGAUGUUUCAAAUGUAUAUGUCAUUUCUCCCUAUAAUGAUACUAAAUUACCAACUGUGACGCCCACUUAUAUUAAGGCAUGCGUGUCAAAUAACACUCUUUUAAAUAUUAAUCAUUAUUUGGUUCCAUAUGAUGAAUUCCGUUCUGUUAUUGACACGCAAUUACAAUCAGAGACUAAUAAUGAUGAUGAUCAUGUUGAUCAUGACGAGGCAUCAAAAAAGAGAAAUUUAUUUGAAGCUGAUCCUGAAGAGGCUACUCAAUUGAAUUCUACUGAACCUCAAGGGACUUCCACUCAACUACCACAGGAUAAUAAAACUGCCAGUAAUCCUACAACAAUAAGUGCACAACCAGAAAACAAUCAAGAAGCUAAUAAUGCUGCUCAACAGCAAACAGAAGAACAAUUACGUCUUUUACAAGAACAUGCACAAGAAGUGAAUCAACAAGCUGAACCAUCAAAUGUAUCAGAUGAAGACGUAAAUUAUGAAGAAAGAGCCUACAUGAUGAGAGCUGCUUUACCAUCUCAUAAUAAAGCUUCAUUUACUGAGGCAGAAGAUGAAUUUAUCUUAGACGUUGUGAGGAAGAACCCAACAAGACGUACCACACAUACUUUAUAUGAUGAAAUUUCACAUUACGUUCCAAAUCAUACGGGGAAUUCUAUUAGACAUAGAUUCCGUGUCUAUUUAUCAAAGAGGUUAGAUUAUGUUUAUCAAGUGGAUAGUUAUGGGAAGUUAGUUCGUGAUGAAAAUGGUAAUCUAAUAAAGACCAAGACGUUACCACCAUCAAUUAAAAAGAAAUUUACAGCUGAUGAAGAUUAUAUUUUAGCAUUAGCAGUAAAGAAGCAAUUUUAUCGUGAUUUAUAUCAAAUUGAUCCUGAUACGGGGACAAAUUUAAUCAGUAAUGAAGAUUCUCCUACUGCAAUUGCAAGAAGAAAUAUGACUAUGGAUCCAAAUCAUGUUCCUGGUAAUGAACCAAGUUUUAAUGAUUUUAGAGUUAAUGAUCGUAGAGGUCCUGUAGCUAGAGAAUUUUUUAAAUCAUUUGCAGAUGCUAAUGUAUCUCAUAGUGAGAAUGCCUGGAGAGAUAGAUUUAGAAAAUUUUUGUUAACAUUUGGUGUGGAUCAUUAUAUUGAAUAUUUUGAACAAGAAACCAAUGCUGGUAGGAAACCAGAACCCAUGAAGAACUUAACUAACAGACCUAGAAGGAAGGCAGGUAUAACGCCUGGUAAUUAUAAUUCCGCAAUUAAGAGGCAGAGAGCCUAUUCCAUUUCUAAAGCUGUUCAUGAUCAGAAUAGUAAUAUAUCCAAUGCUGCUGUAGUUGCAGCUGCUAAUGCUGCCUCUGGAGAUAAUACAGAUACACAUUCCACCCCAUCAUAUCCAAUACCAGAGAAUGAAUUAUUAGAUGAAGAGACUAUGAAUUUCAUUUCUAAUUUAAAGAAUGAUUUAUCCAAAUUAGAGAGUAAUAAUAGUGGCAAUAAUAAUAAUCUACCCUUUGAAUAUUCACCUGAAAUUGCAGAGGCAAUUCGUAAUGAUUUUGAUAACGAAGGUAAAGAAUUUGAUAAUAUCGAUCCUGAUACGAUAAAAUUUCCACCUGAAAUUGCCACAAUUGAUCUUUUCUUACCAAUUUUUUUCCAAUUUGGAUCUACUAGAAACUUCCUUGAAAAAGUGGAAAAUGUUAUUAAGAGAGAUUAUGAACCAUCACAAGCUGAAAAAUUGGUGGAAGAUUUAUGUGAUGAAGCAGGUGUGCGUAGAGGGUUCAGUACUAGUAUCUUGACUGCGUUAUCUGGUGAUUUAAUGAUCUUUCCUCGUUAUUUCCUCAAUAUGUUUAAAAAUAACGUCAAUCCACCUUUAAACGUCCCUGGUAUUUGGACUCAUGAGGAUGAUGCGAUGUUAAGUUCUAAUGAUAGUGAAGACUUAAGACAUUUGGAAAAGAAGCAUGGUGCUGCAAGAAUAGCUAUUAGAAGAAGGUUUGUGGAAAGAGAUUUGGUUUAA